Molecule: messenger RNA, 324 nt
Organism: Porites lobata
Lineage: Eukaryota; Metazoa; Cnidaria; Anthozoa; Scleractinia; Poritidae
Source: the annotation of a GenBank genome assembly
GACACAAGCGCUGAUCCUCUUCUUGAGCAACUCAACUGGAAACGGUUGGAUACUCAGCGACAAAUACAAGUGGCCACCAUGGUCUAUAAAUCUAUACAUGGUCUUGCGCCCGACUAUCUUGGUUCUCUUUUCACUAAAUAUAAUCCACCUUAUAAUUUAAGGAACUCUGAAAACAAACUAGCUGUUCCAUUGCCCCGCACCAAUUUCUUGAAAAAUAGCUUUAGCUAUAAUGGUGCGGUUAUCUGGAACAGCUUGUCCCCUGAAUUGCGGCAAGCAAAAUCACUUAAAUCUUUUCGAAAUGGUUGUCGCGAUUUCUUUGACUGA